GAGUGAAGUGCUCAUUUUUAGCAUUCCUUGUCCAAUUGGCUUAACACUGAAUUAGAAGGGAGCUUGAACGAAACUAAGCGCUGAUCAUUUCGAGACCAGUACUUUCAAGAUAAAGGGGACAACGUGUGUGGAAAGGGCCAUCAGCUUUUUGCAAGUUCAAAUCCAGCAGCCACAUAAAUCUCGAAGGAGCUUAUCAGAGAGAACAGGGAAAUACAAGCAAUUUUGCAGAACAUCAGACCUCUGGAUUUUUGAUUCUACUUUUCAGAAAUAUAAACACUUAGAAGAUAUCAGGAUGUUGGCUAUGAUGUUACUGACGGUGCUGCUGAUCAGAGCUGGGUGGGCUCAGGAACUUGAUUCAGCGGUGUCUUUUACGCAGUGUUCUGAUGGAUAUCGUUUGGACCGUUCAUCUGGACAAUGCAGAGAUAUUAAUGAGUGUCAAACCAUCCCGGAUGCCUGUAAAGGGGACAUGAGAUGCAUCAAUCACAAUGGAGGAUACUUGUGCUUGCCAAGGACUGCUGCUCUCGUCCUGGCAAAUGGACCAUCUAAUCCCACGUACCCUGCAUCUUCAUCGAACGGGCGCACCGAAACUUCUGUCUACCAACCAGCCUCAAUACCCAGGUAUCCUAUUCCACCGAGAUCUCUGGUCUGUCGUUUUGGCUACACCCUGGAUGAGAAUAACAACUGUGUGGAUAUAGAUGAAUGUACAUCAGGAACCCAUCAAUGUAAUCCUUCGCAGAUCUGCAUAAAUACUGAGGGAGGCUACAGCUGCUCCUGCACUGAGGGUUAUUGGUUAGUAGAGGGACAAUGUAUGGAUAUUGAUGAAUGUCGGCAUGGAUAUUGUCAGCAACUGUGCGCCAAUAUUGCUGGCUCCUACUCCUGCCAGUGUAAUGCUGGAUUCCUACUGAACGCUGAUGGGAGAUCAUGUCAAGAUGUCGAUGAAUGUGCAGGAGAGAAUCCUUGUAGCCAGCAUUGCAUCAACACCUAUGGUUCCUUCCUUUGUCGCUGUGAUACUGGAUAUGAGUUAAACUCGGACGGAACAGGCUGUGAGGAUAUCAAUGAGUGCAGUUUCUCAGGUUUUCUCUGCCAGCACCGAUGCAUCAAUGAGCCAGGAGAUUACUUCUGUACCUGUCCUGAGGGCUACACUAUGUACAAUGACAACAGGAGUUGCCAAGAUAUUAAUGAGUGCGAGGCUGCAAAUCACACAUGUACAGAAGAGCAAAACUGCUACAACAUUCCAGGAGGAUAUAGAUGUCUGCAGCCAGUGAAAUGUCAAGAUCCUUAUAUACAGUUGAAUGAAAAUCGUUGUAUGUGUCAUGGGGAGAACCCAGGCUGCACGGAACAGCCAUUCACCAUUUUGUAUAAAUACAUGGACAUUGUGUCCGGAAGGAACGUGCCCUCAGAUAUCUUCCAAAUGCAGGCCACGACACGCUACCCAGGUGCAUACUACAUCUUUCAGAUCAAAUCUGGGAACGAAGGCAGAGAGUUCUACAUGAGGCAAACAGGGCCCGUCAGUGCCACCUUGGUGAUGACCCGCCCAGUCAGCGGACCAAGGGAAAUUGUACUGGAUCUCGAAAUGGUCACUGUGAAUACUGUCAUCAACUUCCGAGGGAGUUCAGUGAUCAGGCUGACUAUCUUUGUAUCUGAAUAUACAUUUUAAACCCCUGAUUUUCCGGGGGUCGCUGGGGUCCAACAUUUGACGGUUAUUCAGCUCUGUUUGUUUUAGUGAGUGAAUGAUUCAUUUAUGUCGUUGUGACAGAAGAAUGCUUUUUGUAAUGCAUUUCAACUGUGUAGACUCUUAAUUCUGUUUGUUUUUUUUCUUCCUGGCAUGGACAGAAAUAUUUGUAUGACAGCCCAUAAACAAAGAUGAAAAGCCUUGAAGCCACAAUAUAUCCAUUAAGGCUUUGAGAGUUCUUAGUACUUGUUUUGAAACAGUAUAUUCAGAAAGAGUGACUGUAUGUGAAGAGUUGGGGGAAACAGCAAGAGUAGAUAUUUUCUCAUUCAGGAUAUGAGUGAGGCUGGCAAGACCACAUCAAGCUUGAAACUCAGAAAAGGUAGUGGUAAUCCUUUUCUCUGAACUUCUGAAACUCUUGGUAAAAGUACAAUCCUGAUGUCAGGUGGGAAAUUCGAGGAUUUUGACACAACAGCAAUGAAAUAAUGGUAACUUACAGAGUCAUAGAGAUGUACAGCAUGGAAACAGACCCUUCGGUCCAACCCGUCCACGCCGACCAGAUAUCCCAACCCAAUCUAGUCCCAGAGCAGCUAUACUAGAUCAGUACCUGGAAUGAGUGGAUUGCCUUAUGAGAAAAGGCGAGGUACACUAGUAUGUAUCCUCUGGAGUUCAGAAGAGUCAGAAGUAACUUAAUCAAAACAUAAAAGAUCCUGAGGGUACUUGGAUGGGUGGAUGUUGAAAGGAUGUUUCCUCUUGUAGGAGAAUCUCGAACUAUGGUUCAUAUUUUAAAAAUAAGGGGGUCGAUCAUUUAAGACAUGAUGAAACAUUCCCUUCUCUCAUUUGGUUUCUCAAAUGGUGCAGAAUCUUUAAACAUUUUUUGGGAAAGAGUAGAUGGACUCUUGAUGACCAAGAAGGUGAAACAUUAUUGGGGGUAUGCAGAAAAGUAGAAUCAAGGUUAAAAUCAGAUCAGCCAUGAUCUUUUUGAAUGUUGGAGCAGGCUCGAAGGGCCGAGUGGCUUCCUCUUGUUCCUUGUUUGUAUGCAUUCAACACUGUGUGAUUUAAGGGGGAGUUUCAAGUGAUGGUAAUCCCAUUAGAUUGGCAUUUUCUCACCUUCGAUUAGUUGAUAACACAUUUCCUUGUAGGGAUGAAUUCAGGACUCUGGAGUGAGAGGAAAAGAAGGAUAAUUACCAUAAUUUGUGAAAGCAUACUCCAUAAAUUGUGUCUCCUCUUAACAUCCCAUUAUCGUGCUUGCUCCUGUAGCAUAAUCUACAAAAUGUUGACUUCGGUCACAGCCAGGGGCUGUUUUGACAAAUGCUAUGCUUUCAUUACAUAUUUAAACAAUUGUGCUUCCUAAAACUGUACAUUGCAAUGUUUUUUACAUUCUUAGAGUCAUAGUCAUAGAGUCACAGCACAGACCUUUUGGUUCAACCAGUCCAUGCCGAACAUAAUCCAAAACUAACCUAAUCCCACCUGCCUGCUCUGGGCCCAUAUCCCUCCAAAUCUUUCCAAUUCAUAUACUUAACCAAAUGUCUUUCAAGCAUUGUAAUUGUACCCAUAUCAAUGACUUCCUCAGGAAGUUCAUUCCAUAUGCAAACCACCCUCUGUAUAUAAAAAAAAUUGCCCCUCAUGUCUUUUUAAAAAUCUUUAGAAAUCCUCUCAUCUUAAAAAUGUGCACACUAGUCUUGAAAUCCCCCAUCCUAGGGAAAGGACAACUGCCAUUACCUCUAUCUAUACACCCUAUUAUUUUAUAAACUUCUAUAACCUCCUUCAGUCCGGUGAAAAAUAGUCCCACUGGGGUGCUAUACUGCCAUUUUGGUCUUAACAAAAAAUCUUUACUUAUUAUUAUGAACUCAUAAUUGGCUUAUGACCCUUUGCAAAAUUAGCCAUUGGGGCAGAUGAGGUGCUUUUUAAAAUUUGUUCAGCAAGAUCUAGAAUAAACUAACCAAAAGAGUGGUGAAAGCAGAUUCAAUAGUAAAUAUCAAGGGCACUAAAUAAAUGCUUAAAAAGAAACCCCUUACAGACGGUGGGCAAAGAGCAGGGGUGCUAAUUUAGUUAAAUAGCUUUCAAAGAACCAGAACAAAGAUCCUUCAUCUGUGUUGCAAUAAUUUAUGACACGAACACCGGAAAAGAAAUAUUGAAAAUCAGUGUCCACUAAUAAAGCUGUUGGAUAAUAUUACGUUCCAUGUGAUAGCACUGCAGCUAAUUUCAUUGGAAUAUGAUAGUUCUAUUUAAUAGGCGUUGAAUGGAAAUGUAUCAGGUACAUUACCACACCAGGGAACCAGUAUUUUUCAAUUAUAAGGUAUCCACUUGUUUCACAAAACAACAUCUAUUGUCUUUAAGCAACUAGACUAUCUUUCUUCAAAACAACAGUAUCUAUUUUAGUCACUCAGAACAAGAACCACCCUUCAAGAAGAUUUCUGUUUAUCCCUCUGGGAACCAACUCCAUAAAUACCUGAGAAGUGACUCACAGAAAACUUACAGGCAAAUAGCUGUCUAUUUGUGUAUUGUUCCGGGGGCAUUAAAAGUGAUCUAAUUUCUAAAGUAAUUAAUAGAGAAGUAUAGUCAUUGGACUAUGUGUGUCUAAGAUUAAUUAAAUCAAUCCCUCCCUGGGGAUAUCGAUUUAGGUCAGCUAACACCAUAAAACUGUACAUAUGUUGUUAAUAAAAAGGUGCUUGGGAAGGAGAUAGAGUCUGUAACACCAUCUCAUAUGAUGGUAUAAAUGUUCAAGAUUCAUCGUUAUGGCUUAUACCCUUUUAACACUAACCUAAACACUUAUCUGUUGCUUUAAGGACCACUCCAGGGUUGUGGAUCCUGAGGUGAUAAAGAUUCUGAUGUUGGAUCCACGCACUUUCCAAUAGGUAGUGUUUGAAUGGGUGUGUGGGUGGGAUGCUCAAUUUUCACACUGUUUCCAUCCACUGUUUAUGCAUAACUCCAUCACCCAGACCUGUGGGAGAUACUCGGAAGGGUUGGCAUCUUUGCAGCAGCAGCUUCUCAAAUUUGGGCAGUUUUAGCAAGAUGUUUUUACAAGUUGAUGGGGAUGUUGGUUUUUUCAGGAAGGCUUUGUGGAAGGCUUUCCUCCGACCUCUGGUAACUGUGAUGAAGCUCAGAGGACAGCUCUUGUUUUGCCAAACAGACAAUGUUCAAGCGUAUGGACAAUGUAGCAGCUGAUGGAACCAGCACCUUGAUGGACUGAGAGAGAAGAAAGGUGCUGGAGCACCUAUCAUACCGCUGAAUCUUUUUAGUGCUAUUUCUCUCGGGAUUUGAGGUGUCUGCUAUACACUUUCAUGUCUGUGAUGCAUACAGGGGGUGUGGGGUGGUGGGGGAAGCAGGUAACACUGAUGCCCUGCAGAUCAUGAUCCUGGUGCUGGGACUGAGAUCUGUGUUCAAUGCUUUAUUCCUCAGGUGGCCAAUGUUGGUGCUGGUCCACUGAAGGUGAUGUUGAGUUUUAUCCUUGAUAUCUGCCCUUGCUCAGAGGAGAAAGCCUAGGUGUGAGAAUUGAUCAUUGAACAUAAGAAUAUAAGAAGUGGGACUAGCCAUCUGGCCAGAAGAGCCUGCUCCAUCAUUCAGGAAGGUCAGGGCUCAGCUUCACUUAUCCACUGCUCACCAGGAGUCUUGAUUCCUUUACUGUUCAAAAAUCUGUCUUUGUCUUAAAAACAUUCAAUAACGUAGCUUCAACUGCUUCAUUGAUCAGGAAAUUCCACAGAGCCACAACCCCAAGGGUGAAGAAUGGUUUACCAUGGAUUUUAAUAGCUUUAGAUUAGAUUACUUACAGUGUGGAAACAGGUCCUUCAGCCCAACAAGUCCACACUGACCCGCCGAAGUGAACCCACCCAGACCCAUUCCCCUACCUUUACCCCUGCACCUAACACUGCGGGCAAUUUAGUGUGGCCAAUUCACCUAACCUGCACAUUUUUGGACUGUGGGAGGAAACCGGAGCACCCAGAGGAAACCCACGCAGACACGGGGAGAAUGUGCAAACUCCACACAGUCAAUCGCCUGAGGCGGGAAUUGAACCCGGGUCUCUGGCGCUGUGAGGCAGCAGUGCUAACCACUGUGCCACCAUGCCGUUUGUUGUGGGGACAGCAGUGUUGUGUGAUGGAGGUAGGCUGGUAGAGGAAACUGUUGGUUUCUGGAUGUUUAUCCUCAAGCCCAUUCUCCCAUGCACCUGUAAGUAUAGUGACAGUGAUUUUGGAGCCAGACCUAUGAAUGUGCGCACAGGCAAGCACUGCCUAAUCGGUUGGGUUAAUCUUGGUUCUAGACUGGAGGUGUUCUGUAGAUUCACUGCACACCAGCAUGGAGCUUAAUGGAGAUAGAUAGAGUAUUUAUCCUGAAGAAGAUGGAAAUAGUGUUGGUGCAAUGGCAUAGCCUUGCUUGACUCCAGCUUGCACUCUAUUGGGUCUGUGCUGGAUCUGUUUGGUGACACUCACCACUUGUACAUCAUUGUGCAGCAGGCAGAGGAUAUUAAGGAACUUCUGUGGGCAGUCAAAUGUAAGGAAGAUUCUUCAUAAUUCCUCUUGGUUGUUGAAGUGAAUUGCAGUAAUCCUCUGGGUCAUCCAGCUUCCUUUCUGAAUCCUGUUGUCAAACACUGCUUUAUCUAAGGCCCUUCUUAUAGAUACUGGGUUUAUAAAAACCAGCCCCAGAUAAACUGUGCUCAUCAUUGCUGUAAAGUUCGUACAAUUUUGAAUGGCAUCAGACCGUGACUGGACAGAUGAAAAGAGAUCAAUUGGUAUCCUUACCCCAGGAGCUAAUAGGAAUCUGACGUUGUGGUUCUGUUCGCCGAGCUGGAAGUUUUUGCUGCAAACGUUUCGUUCCCUGGCUAGGGAACAUCAUCAGUGCUAUUGGAGCCUCCUGUGAAGCGCUGCUUUGAUGUUUCUUCCGGUAUUUAUAGUGGUUUGUUCUUGCCGCUUCCGGGUGUCAGUUUCACUCUACCUAGUGGAAUGAACGUUUUCUCUUGUCUUUUCGCGAAUUAUAAGUGCCUUAUGUGAUUGAAAUUUGGGGUGAGAGUGGAGUUCACAGCAAAAUUAAAAACUGUCAUCUUACUUCACAUGUUUCUUCCUUCUCAGUCAUUAUUCAAAAAAGAUGACAGUGUUCACCACCUGGGGUACUUGGUCAGGAUCAAGUGAGUAUGGGAGAUUACCGCUAACGCCACUCUCUGCCUGGAAAGCACUGCUGUAAGUAAGACAGGAUAUCACAAAUAAUUGUGCUUUAGACAGCUUGCUGCCUUGGGAUUUUCUCUCCUGGCAUUUUUCCUCUGUCUCUUUGACAUGUGCUAUCUUUUGAAGGAAAUGGAUUCAUUUUCUUUAGUUGCGCAAAAAACCUUCUCCCAGUGCUUCCUUUAACUGCCAUGGGAGUGUACCUCAACCUUGAGCUCUCCAGACAGAAUUCACUCUCAUAUUGUGUGCCAGGCAAGCUGGCCUAAGGACUAAGCCAACUCAGUUAUGAAUGUUUCAAUAUGGUGUGUGACAAGACAGUCUGGAUCAGCAUCUAGUGUCUGGUAUUUUGUCCUGCCACCUGAUUGUCAGAAUCUUACAAAGGCAGUUCAAUUUAAGCUUCUUGGCAUGAUGCCAGUACGGUCCAAAGUCUCACAUGUAGAACAGAGUGGACAGGGCUUUUGCUCUAGAGACUUUCCAUUUGGACGGACAUUUUUCAUUCCUGCACUAAUAGCCGAGAGUUACACUUGCUUUGGCAAUUCUGACCACCACUCAUUGUCAAUAUAUCCUUUGUCAAUGGAUCAAAAGAGUGUGCAGUGGUGAUAAGUAAACACUAAUACCUCUCAUAGGCUCUAGCCAUAGUUUGGGGCCUUGCUUUCCUGGAGCAGACAUUACUUCAGUAUGCUACGCACUGAUCAUGAAGCCAAAAUUGUGGCCUAUAUUGAAAAACAUGUCAAUGCAACAUUGCAUGCCAAUCUGUGAACCGGGACCUAGACCAUAGUCAUUGGCAAACAAGAAAUUAAUUAUGUCCUUGUUCUUUGCCUGGAAUCAUCUUAAAUUAAGCUACCUCAUAUCUACACGAUAUCCAAUUUUGAUUCCAGGAUUCCCAUCAUGGAAUGCAUCGGAGAACGUGGCAGCGGAAAAAGUGCUGAAGAGAGCUGGCGAAAGUGUGUGCCAGAAACUCAUUAUCAAGCAGUCUGUGAAUGGGCACAUCAUCAUGAAACUGCUAAGUUAUUAUGAUGAAUUUCUCAAGACAAGCAAAUUUUUCCAUGUGCAAGCUGAAAUGGUGAGGAUGGCUAUUUGGUCAUUUUAUGUUGUGCAUCCACAGAUGCCCUGCCAUCCUUCUUACUUUCUUGAUUAAUUACAGAAAUUAUGCCUGCACUAUGCAAUCUGAGUCUGUACAAUACACACUGAUCAUACUUGUGGACAGAAGAUUGAAGAAGCACUUCUCGAUAUCAGUUAGUUAUACCACCGUGCGCAUGAGACUCCUGGUUUCACUGCCAUAGUUGAAAACAACAAUUUGGGUGUACUUAUUGAAUAGCAAUCAAGGAGAAAGUGAGGUCUGCAGAUGCUGGAGAUCAGAGCUGAAAAUGUGUUGCUGGAAAAGCGCAGCAGGUCAGGCAGCAUCCAAGGAGUAGGAGAAUCGACGUUUCGGGCAUGAGCCCUUCUUCUUCUUUAUUGAAUAGCAUUAACAAUUUUACAUCUUGCUACAAGAUCUCCUCUGCGAGACUUCAUUUCUAUGGUGUACAAUACAGUUUUAUCCAGUCCUUAACCACAACUCUGGCAUCCUGACACAAUCAGUUUUAUCAUUAAUCUCUGGACUACCUCCAGCACUUGGCCAAUAUUUACCAACCAGGGUUGGAUAGUCUGACCAGCGAACUAUAAAGUUCCUUAUUACCUCAUCUAACUUAUGAUUUAUUAUCUGGGUUGUCUAAUUCAACAGUUUAUUAGUUCUGUUCAUUCCUGCCCUGAGUUGGCUUGAUGUCGUGCUAAAGGCAGCUCUUGAAUCUUAUUCAGCUUAAUUCUUGGAUAUUUUAACAUUAAGUAUAAAAUUCUGACCUAUUUUACACUUAUCUGCAUUAAAUUUCAUCUGCCAUAUUGUCUAAUUCACUUCCAUAUUUGGUUCAACUUUGUACAAUUGCAUAAAUUGUCUUCUGACUCUUCUCAACUGCCUCCUCUGUUUCACCUUCCUCUCUACUGAUUUAUUUACUUUGCAUUUCUGAAUCCACUUACAUCAUUUGGAAACUGUGAUUGAAAAGAGGAGGCUUGAGUUUCUCCAUUCAGCGCUGCUGCAAUUAAGGCUUAACUUGCCUCAUGAUUACUCACUGAAUUGAAUCCUUCAACCAGUGGCUGAUCAUUCCCAUGGCUUUCAAUUUAAUGACCAGCCAUUCCUGUUUUACCUUUCAGAUCAGACUUCUUGGAAAGUUGAGGGUCAAUGUGUCAUAGAGUUUACCAUAGUUCCAGUGAAUUGUCACUUCCAGAAAGAAACAAGCUAAAAGAAAACUUGCAUUCGUACAACACCUUUGCAAUACCUCAGGAUUCCCAAUGCAAAAAAUUAGGCAUUCUUGAAGUGUAAAGUCACUGUAAGUAAUGCAUGAUGUACUCGCAAACAAUGUAGCAAACAUUUCUGCACAGGAAACCUCCUCAGAUGGCAGUAAAAUGAAUGGCCAAGUAAUGGCAUAGAUUAGGGGUUAAAUGUUAGCUGAAUCACCAAGGAGUAAUACCCAGCUCUUCUUAGAAUAGUGCUAUGGGUCCUUUUACAUCCAUAUGGAAGGAGAAAGUGAGGACUGCAGAUGCUGGAGAUCAGAGCUGAAAAUGUGUUGCUGGAAAAGAGCAGCAGGUCA
Molecule: messenger RNA, 9443 nt
Organism: Hemiscyllium ocellatum (epaulette shark)
Lineage: Eukaryota; Metazoa; Chordata; Chondrichthyes; Orectolobiformes; Hemiscylliidae
Gene: fbln5
Product: fibulin 5
Exons: 11
Coding region: 293-1657 (454 amino acids)
Molecular function (GO): calcium ion binding
Source: RefSeq, a predicted model, not a curated record